GGCAUUAGCGCUUUGUCUGAGCUCCGUGUGAAGGAUUAUCGUCUCUUUUUGAUCUGUUAACGUUACAUAGACAGUUUAUAUCAGUCAUACUCAUACAUUUCCCUGCAUGGGAGACUCCACAGCUUCUACAAUGAGUAGUUUGAGGGCGUAUAAGGAGCCUUUUGACAGAAUCAGCUCUGAACCUGUGGAGGACACAGACACCACCAGCUUUGAAAUUUCCUUGGAGGCCAAUUAUCCAGUGCAGGUGACAGAUCCCCAUGAUGCUGUGACACUCCACCUUAGCUCAAUGCCAUCUGGAUACCCCUCCUCAGACAGAAUAAGACAGCCGGUUGAAGAUGUCGAAUGCUUGUGCCCAACAUCAAUUUUACCAGACUACCCCAAAGAACUGCAGUUACUUAACAGCCCCUGUGAAAAAUGCUGCUGCCCAGCCCCUCCUCCCAAGAUUAGUGACCUCAUGAAUGACAAAGAUCUCCUGGACUUACUACGGCUCAAACUGGAUCCAAACCACUGCACCAUCAAAAACUGGAAGAACUUUGCGAGUCGCUGGGGGAUGAGCUACGAUGAACUGACCCUGCUGGAGCACCGGACGCAGGGCUCCUUGUCCCACAGCCCCACCCAGGAGUUCCUGCUGCGCUACAACCAGAAGACGGUCACUGAGCUCACUGAACUUUGCCGCAUCUACCAGCGCAUUGAUGUGCUGCGACUGCUGCAGACCUGGAUAGAGAAAGACUGGCCGUCACGCUGGCAACAGACUCUUUAACAAGUUUGACUCUCUGUAUAUUUAUCCCGUCUCUCUUUUCUCUUCUGUCAGGGUUGUACUUGUUAGGGAUUUCUUCUUCUUCACAUUUUACCAACAUCUAUUUAGUAGCUAGUGUUUAGGAAGUGCUCUUUUUUUUUUACCUUUAUUAGACACAGUGAGGGAGGCAGACAGGAAAUGGACAGAGAGAAAGGUGCAUGACAUGAAACAAAGGUUGUUAAGCCCCCAUGAAGAGUGCUGGGCUUUACAUAGUGGCUGUGUAAUCACAGCAAUACCAUCUGUCACAUGAUGCACACCGGCCCAAAAUGACUUUUUCCUAUACGGUUACAUUGUGGCUAUAAAACAGUGGAUACAUGUUUUUCACAACCCCUGCAGAAUGACACUAUAUCACUAUCAGAAUGUGAUUCAUUCAGUUCAAUAGCAUUUGGAAAGUCUAAAAGACCUGCACAAUUAAAUAAUUUUAUCCCUGUUCAAGUUAGCAGAGGACCAGCUCGGAAGUCUCUAGUGUGCUUGCCCCACAAUGCAGAAGCAAAAUUUUAUACUGGGAAAUCAAACUUUUUUGUCUUAAUGCAUCACUAAGCAACUUCCAUAAGAAUCUGUAUCUAGUACUACUUUAAUACAUCCAUGGGGAUGGAGUCACACUGAUGACGAUGUGGUUAUCUGGCAUGUAAUGUAACCAUUUGGCUCCCAAGGCACUCCAGCAAACAAUCUUAAGAAAAAGAUAAAACAAUGACCAAUAAGUGAAAAGUGAAGCAUCACUGUGUGCUUCAGGAAUCACAGGAUUUAAUUGAUUUCACAUUUGUGGUUUGUUUAGAUAGAUUGUCAAGAAAUUUGAUAUAGACAUCCAUGUUCCUCUCAGGAUGAAUUGUAAUAAACCAUCAUCCAAUCAAAAUUAAAAAAUGUUGUUAUUUUAUACUUUGAUUUUAUACUUUGAUUUAUGACCAAAUAACUGAAAAACUGACAUUCCCAU
Molecule: messenger RNA, 1727 nt
Organism: Morone saxatilis (striped sea-bass)
Lineage: Eukaryota; Metazoa; Chordata; Actinopteri; Moronidae
Gene: edaradd
Product: EDAR-associated death domain
Exons: 6
Coding region: 107-760 (217 amino acids)
Biological process (GO): signal transduction
Molecular function (GO): protein binding
Source: RefSeq, a predicted model, not a curated record